Molecule: messenger RNA, 1418 nt
Organism: Salpingoeca rosetta
Lineage: Eukaryota; Choanoflagellata; Craspedida; Salpingoecidae
Exons: 9
Coding region: 87-1115 (342 amino acids)
Source: RefSeq, a predicted model, not a curated record
CUCAGACGACAACACAGAAGAACGAAGCAACCACAGGAGACAGACACAACAACUCCCACAACACCCACCACACAACCUACGACGAUAUGAGUGCACCAAAGGACGAUGCCAUGGGGAAACUGCGAGGCAUGCUGGGCGCAGUCAUCAACGGCGUCCAAGCAGGGUUUCAAAAGGAAGUUGCACAGAACAUCCUCAAGGAAAUCGAAAUGGGAAACCCACAGCAUAUCAAGAUUGUGAUCAGCAAGAUUCUGGACGCCACGUUGGUGGACGGCAUCCCCUCUGCGAUCAUUGGCGAUCUUGCGCUGGAGCUGUUUCACCAGUCGAAGAGCGAAGUCUUCUGGAAGGCGCUCUUGCAUCGACUGCAAGCUGUGUUUCAGAAGCGAGAGGACUACUGGCACCAAGUCGCCAACAUUCUCGCUCGCCUCGUUGUGUCGGAUGGCACCACGGUGAAUGCACCGGCGAAGGAUACACUGACACACGUCCUGACGGAGAUGAUGAAGAGCAAGUACCCCGACAACCCGACGACGGCGUGUGAAGCCCUCAUGUACGUCCUCAUCAACGCGUCCCUUGCAGACGAGGACAAGAAGCAACUGCAGCAGCUGCCAGCUCUCAUCAACGAGGCCGAUUUCGACUUUGAGGAAGGCAGUGAUGUGCUCGAGCUCAAGAAGCAAAUCCUCGCCGGCAAACUGGAGUCGCCAGGCGACGCAAAGCCCGACGCGCCCGCCAAGGAAGAGCAACAGCCACCAGCGUCCACGAAGGCAGACACCACACCCCCACCUGCCACCACCACCACUCCCGCCACAACCACUACAACCACUGCUCCAGUGACGACAAGCACGACACCGCUGGUGCCUGUUCUCUCUGCGAGUGCGCCCGAGUAUGUUCCGUCGGGGCCGCCGGUGCAGCUAGCACCACCACCACAGCAGCAGCAGCAGCAGCAGCAGCAGCCACGUUUCGGGGAGCAGAUGUCAUGGAUUGACUCUUACGACGGCGUUCCGGAUGACAUUCUCGAAGAAGCAAUCGAGGAGAUGCUUGACAUCGCGGAGGACUUGUCGGAGGAGGAGCAGCAGCAGAUUCUGGACGAGCUCUUGGACGAGAAGAUGAGCAAGGCGUGACCGCCAUCAUCAGCCCAGAAGCGCUCGCAUUGCACACAUACACGCGCGCAUACACGCAACCACACACUCUCUCGUUUGUGCCUGCUUGUCUGUGGACUGCGCUGUGCUGCUGGAACCCCUCUGGUCUCGUUUGUCUGUGCUUGUGAAAGUGCCUGUUGUUUAUGCUUCAUGUACGUACAUGUGCUGCUGUUACCCCCCCCCCCCUGCUUGUGCGCUGCUGCCAUUGCACCAUCGCCAUGAAAUGCCCCACCAUCAAAUAUGCAAAACAAAGAACAUUAAAUCGAAUGUAAAUAACGCAACAAG